AUGAGCGACAAAGCUCUACUCAACAUGAGCGUGUUGGAUGCGCCUAUUGCAGAUUCCACUAAAGCUGCACUAGAAGGGGCAUUUUGGGAUUGUGAAGGAGCACAAUUGGAUCUAGCCGACAUUAGCUUAAACCGCUAUUGGAGUUUCUAUCAAAGCGAGUGCGCAAAAGCAUUGCAUGAAGGUGGUCAGCACAUCGCCACCCGGACGCAUCAGGACAUAGCAGAAUGUGUACGCAGGCUGCGAAGCGGUGAAGAGCGUCAUGUCAUCAAGACUCAUCUGCGUUCGAACCUCACGACUUUGCACGCCAAUGAAGACGAGAUUCUUGAGAACGCUAUCGAUCUGGCCGCCAGUGUCCUUCUCAUGAUGAAUUUUUGCAGUUAUACAUAUGGGUUCUCUGGUCGCCGCUGGCUAAACUGGAAUAACGGCAGCUCCUUACAGACGCUCCUUCGGGACUUUUUCCACGACAGUUGCACAGAAUCCAGAAAGGACACUACAAAUCUGGAGAAGAUUUUUACUGCACACAAUAUGACGCGGAUUGCAGGGCUCGAGGUCAUAUGGACUGAUAACAUGCUUGACCACUUGCGACUGACUGACGACGACCAACGAGUCCACAUUUUUCAUCAUGCCUCGUUUCUAGAAGUCCAAAAGCAGAGUCCAAAUAGCCUUCUACCGCCAGGCCUCGCAGACGAAACAUUGCGGACGCUGGCGCUUAUGAUUCCUUCGUCUGAUCCAGCCACGCGGAAAUGGUUCGCGAAGCUGCCCAACUAUCAAGACCUCGAUAAGCGCGCUUUCCGCUACAUGAGACUCAAGACUGAUGACCGCCAACUUGGAAAAUUCCCAUUUUGGCGUGAGCGGCUACUCAUGCUCAAGCAGGUCUUUGAUGAAGCACAGCCACAAUCGCUUUCUCAGUGGUGGUAUGAUCGACGCAAUGGCGUUCAAUGGUACACUUUCUGGGUUGCUGUUUUAGUCCUGCUGCUCACGGUAGUAUUUGGAUUGGUUCAAAGUAUAGAAGGUGGACUACAAGUGUACGCCUCCUUCAAAGCUCUAGGGCCAGGCGUUUCUUAG
Akanthomyces muscarius is the source of this 1065-nucleotide messenger RNA. RefSeq lists its product as uncharacterized. The record is from RefSeq and is a predicted model, not a curated record. Lineage: Eukaryota; Fungi; Ascomycota; Sordariomycetes; Hypocreales; Cordycipitaceae. The transcript is spliced from 3 exons. The coding region runs from base 1 to 1065 and encodes 354 amino acids.